AUGGAGCGCAAACUAUCAGAAAAAGCAACCAAAAUACGAGACCGUCUGACCUUCACUAGAAGCAGCUCCGCGCGAGGCCUAGAAUCAACACUGGUCUCGCCCAUUGACGCCAGUCCAUCAAGCAGUCGUCCCCGGUCAACGAUAGAUCUCGAGUCUCCCACUCACGACGUGGGCCACAGCAGGGACCCCCAUGACGAAGGGGGAUACACUUUCACAGACGAGCCAGGCUACUUCCGCCCUGCAUCACCGUUUAUCGACCGCCAAGAGAUCGAAGAAGACCUUGAAGCUGAUAUCAAGCAUGCAUGUGCUAUGCUAUCUCACAGCAUUGACCGUGGAAUUCCAACCGGAUUGUCCUAUCCGAGUGCCGUGCCAGUCUGGACAGAUGGACAAAAUCCCGCUGGUCAGCCCAGGAUCGACGCAGCUCCUUCAUCUUUAAAACAGCAUGUCAUUCUUCUGUCGGCACCCAACCCAAUCAAUCCCGAAACAGAAAGCACCAAGAGACAUGAUUCCGGCGUCGGUAUGAUCUUCAAUUCUCCCAGCCAAAGAGGGAGACCAUACGACAACAGCGUAUCGGGCACAGAUACCUCAACACGGUUCUAUAACAAACAAGCCUCCGCCUCACCACCACACAGCGCACAACCAGGACCCCGCUCUCGGAGCCAGAGUCUAGCAACAACAGUCGAGGAUAUCCAAAGGGGGCGGGCCUACUCUUCAAGCCCGGUUCCAUUCCCAUACAGUCCUCCCCAACUCAGCAGCGAGUGGACAUCGAAGCCAACGACGCUCGGCAGCCCAGUCAGCUCGCUCAAUGAUAGCGAACAAAAGUUCGAAGCCACCGAGUCCGAGCUCGACACAGAUCCAGAGACCGAGAGCGCCACCAACACAAAUGAGGGCAAACCCGAGACAUCCUCUUCAGCCUUAUCCCCACAAAAAGCGCCAUUUCUCGAUCGGACAGGCGGGGCCUGGCGCGCUAGCAGAGACAUCCACCUCAUCAACGAAGAGAAAACGACAACAACCGGACCCAAGAAGACAAAGCCAUUGACCCGCUUCUAUAGUUCUUGCUACCAAACGACAGGAUCAUUCAACUCCUGUGAAUGGCCGACGAAGAAUUUCUGGGAGGAUCGGGACCCGAGUGUUUAUGGCACAGUCUCACCAGCUUCACCACUGGGCGUCGGAAGGGGCACGGUAUCAAGACCGGAAACAGGUAGCUCGAGAUUGGGUAGUGCUUCGACGGAUGAGGAGAAGUUGCCUAGCAGAUAUCCGUACCAGUCGUUUGCCGGGUCCAGCCACGGGAUGUCUUACUCGUCUUCUUAUUUGGGGGACAAGUGUAAGCACCAAGAGCGUGUUUACUCUGUUGUUAUGCCCGGUUCGCUGCCUAAAAAUAACCGGCGAAAGAAGGCUUCGCUUCUGUUGAGGAAGUUGGCUGGGCUGGGGAGGAGGAAGGAGAAUGGCAAUGGGAAUGAGGUUUGCUGA
Molecule: messenger RNA, 1470 nt
Organism: Penicillium egyptiacum
Lineage: Eukaryota; Fungi; Ascomycota; Eurotiomycetes; Eurotiales; Aspergillaceae
Source: the annotation of a GenBank genome assembly